GUUGGUUGCGUCCUCAAACCAGUCUAUUUGUCUCAAAAGAGAAAGGCCAUUCUUCAGCCUUGAUACCAACAAGAUGCCUUCGGGUUCAGUCAGUCUGCAAUAGCCAGCGAGGCGAAGAGACAUUUUAACGCAAUAUAUCCACUUUAAUCCUUUGUUGUUCUUUUAUGGCAUUCGUAUCUAGAUCUAAAAUUAAUGGUUCUACUAAUUUUAAAGUGUUACUAAAAAGAAUCUUUGCAACCAAAAGAUAUUUCUUUUGUGAUACUCAAAAAUAAUUAGUUAGUGAAUUUUUUUUUGUCCAACAUUUUGUACUAAAUUAUAAACCAUGGAUGAUGAUUGUGACCACAGUAAAAAAGCAGAGAAACCACAAGAAUUAUUAAGACCACCUGACCAACCAGAUUUUUUAAUAUUAAAUUUAAACAAACUAAGAGAAGACGAAAUUCUCACAGACAUUACCAUAAUUGUGCAAACCAAGGAAUUUAAAGCUCAUAAAGUAGUAUUAGCAGCUUCAAGUGACUACUUCAAGGCUAUGUUUUCAGAUAACAUGAUUGAAGCACAAAAUAGUCAUGUUAACUUACAUGGAAUCACGUCGAAUAUUUUUCAAAUUUUAUUAGAUUAUAUUUAUACCUCAAUCAUCAAAAUUGAUCACACAAAUGUUAACGAAAUGUUAUCUGCAGCCAUGUACUUACAAAUCGUACCUGUGAUCAAUGAAUGCGCGGCAUUUUUAAUUGUUAAUUUAACUACAUAUAAUUGUUUAGAUAUUUUAAACGUAGCGGAAGAGUAUUCUUUAUUGAGAAUGCGAAAAAUGGUUUAUUCGUUUUUAUGUCAUAAAUUAACUGAAAUAGCCAGUUUAGACGAAUGGACAAAGUUUAAACCAUCCCAAAUAGCUAACGUUUUAUCAUUAGAUCUUGCCAUUGAUACGCCUGAACCUGGUGUAUUGUAUAUUAUUUUAAAAUGGUUUUUAAAUGGAAAUGAAUCAGAAUUAAAUGAAAAAUUAAAACAAGCCGAAACAAUAUUAUCAAAAAUAAAUUUUAAACACAUUCCUCGUUCCGAUUUAAAUUGGAUACUCGAACAACACUUUGCACCAUUUAAUCAUCGCCAAACGAAACAUCCCCUUUACUUAAAAAUUAUGGAUCAAAUAGAUUCCAUAGGAAAUUCCAUAGGUUCCAUUCCAAAUUUUCGAACUUUUAAUAUUCGUGGAAUGGAAUUGGGUGUUUUAAGAAUAGGUGGUUUUGGAGAAAACGGUUUAACAAAUCAAAUUUGGUACUCACUUCGUGGAUGUAAUAAAUGGAUCGAAUUAACAACCAUCCCACACCAUGAACAGUGUAAUUAUGGAACUGCUGUCUUAGAUAAUUGUUUGUAUAUUGUAGGUGGAUGUUUUAAUCAAUCUCUACAAGAAAUUAUACAUCCGUAUGGUUUUAAAUACGAUCCAAGAAAUGAGCAGUGGUACCGAAUUCCAGCUAUGAAAGUCGAUAGAUGUAGAUUUAGUUUAAACGCUUGUAAUAGAAAAUUAUAUGCCGUCGGUGGUGCUACAGAUGCCGAUGAUUUAGAAUGUACAAAUACUUGUGAAUGUUACGAUGCUGAUACACAAAAAUGGGAGUUUGUUGAAUCUUUGCCAUGCGGAAGAACGCAACAUGCAGGGACUUCAAUAGAAAUCAACGGCGUUGAAAAGUUAUAUAUAAGUGGAGGUAUAUAUCGAGACAACGUAAAAAAUUCAAUGUAUUUAUUUAACCCUGAUAUUAAAGUCUGGUGUAUUUGCCCACCAAUGUUAACACCGAGAGCAGAUCAUUCCAUGAUCGCCUACGGGCAUAAAAUUUAUAUUUGCGGCGGAUGGUACGAAGAUCUUGAACUUCCAGCACGAAGAAGAGUCGCCGCCUCCACCAUAGAUGCAUACGAUUGCUUAACGAAUACUUGGGAAGUCGUCACUAGAAUACCCACACCAAGAAAUCACGCGGGCGUUGUUGCCGACGACUCCAAAAUUUAUAUUAUCGGUGGAUUUCUAACUGACGCUAUGUUUCAUAAAGAUGUAACUCCAGUCGAAACUUAUGACAUAAAAACAGACGUUUGGUCUUCCAAUGAAAAACUUCCCCAACAAUGUUGGGAACAUGCUUGUGUUACAAUUUAUAUUCCAAAAAAUGUGCAAGAAAAUGAUGUUAAGGCGCAAAAUGGAAAUAAGAGGAAAGUACCUAAAGUUUGAUUAAAAAUAUGACAAUCAUGUACAAUAUAAUAUAGUGAGUCUUGAAUUAUUUUAUGUUUGAGUAUAUUUAUAUAUUAUAUUUGAGAUUAUUUCUACAAUUGUCUCUUUCUGUAUCCCUUCCUUAACACAUUAAAAAUUUAUACCAUAA
Messenger RNA from Onthophagus taurus, 2342 nucleotides. RefSeq names its product kelch-like protein 26. Gene Ontology annotation, molecular function: protein binding. The record is from RefSeq and is a predicted model, not a curated record. Lineage: Eukaryota; Metazoa; Arthropoda; Insecta; Coleoptera; Scarabaeidae.